AUGUCCGCGUCGAACCUGCCUCUCUCUCCCACCUCCUCUUCAAGCGGCGGUUUCCACCCCGAUUUGACGAGCGCUUCUGGUUUGAAUCGUAAAGCUAUCCCUUCUGAUACUUUAAUUCCUCUGGCGGAUCUGGAAUCGUCUUCCUUUGGCCUGCCCCCCACUCCCAAAACUCCUGACUUUGGAUUGGAGGCUCCUGCGGUUCCUUACGCAAAUGGAACGUAUACACGUCAUGUCCACUCUCAACCUGGUUACACAAAGAAUAAUGCAAAUACACGCAAGGAGCAAAAUCGGAACGCCCAACGUGCGUUUCGAGCAAGGAAAGAGAAGCACCUCCAAGAUCUUCAAGAUCGAAUUGAUGAAAUGGUUGCAAAGCAGGAGCCUCUUCUAGAAGAGAAUCGGUGCUUGAAGCAGCUCGUUCAUCAAUUGGAAGAGGAAAAUCGUACCUUGAAUACUUAUAAGACAGUCUUCGAGUUGAUGGCUUCCCAUAAUUUUCUUAUUACUACGUCUCCACCUCAAGCUGAAAUGCAAUCGGAGUUGUCUCCGACCUUCCGCGCUAGCAAUGGUUACCCACAAUCCACUCCCCCAUCGCAAUUAUCAUCCCUCAGAAAGAAUGUGACAAACAAUAAUAAUCUGGACACUGGUUCGCACUCGAUCGCCUCACAGUCCUCCGCACAUUCUUGUCUAUUUCAAACAACUCCCCCCGGUGCAUCUCAACUACUUCCACCACAUGACUACCCCGAUAUGGCUUCGAUUCUACCUCCCCCAGCUAUGCCGGGGUACAACUCAAAUACCAUAGAAUCUGUCGAGAUAUGCCAAUUUCCAAAUAGCAACUACUUGGAGCCAAAACAACCUCAACCAGAAACUCUUACACUUUUGGGACUCCUUCAGUUCCCUGCGGCUCUUUGA
Molecule: messenger RNA, 906 nt
Organism: Puccinia triticina
Lineage: Eukaryota; Fungi; Basidiomycota; Pucciniomycetes; Pucciniales; Pucciniaceae
Exons: 3
Coding region: 1-906 (301 amino acids)
Cellular component (GO): RNA polymerase II transcription regulator complex
Molecular function (GO): transcription cis-regulatory region binding; DNA-binding transcription activator activity, RNA polymerase II-specific
Source: RefSeq, a predicted model, not a curated record